AUGGGUGAAGCAAUCCCUCCGGAAAGUGUAACAUACGGCAUCAAGGGCCUUCCGCGGCCACCGAAUGCCAUGAGAUACCCCGGAGAAAUUCCCUACGUGAGGGGUCUUCCAGUGCGCAAGGAGAUAUCGUCUCUUGCCAACUCAGAUGACCCAAAAGAGAGAAAGCAGUGGACGCUAUUCGUGCUCGCCUUGGAACACUUCAAGUCGAUACCUGUUGACGAUAAGCUCUCCUACUUCCAGAUUGCCGGAAUCCAUGGGUAUCCCGAAGUUGCCUGGGACGGAGCGCCGGAGCCAAAACACGCCCCGGACAAGAAGACAAAACAAGCCGGCGAUCAGCCUUUCGGUGGAUACUGUAACCACAACAGCCUGAACUUUCCUGCAUGGCACAGACCUUAUAUGCUUCUCUUCGAGCAACGUAUCUGGGAGAACAUGAAUCUAAUCAUCAAUAACUGGAUGAGCGAGUAUGGAUUGCCAAUCUCCGAGGAGGAGGAGUGGUACACAGCAGCAAAGCGCUGGCGGAUGCCAUACUGGGACUGGGCUAGGCAGCAAAGGUACCAUGAAGACUUGGUCUGCCCCUCAGUUCUCACGCAAGGAGCCGUCCGAAUCUACCCACCUACUACGAUAAAGAACCAAUUUCCGCGAAGCGGUCUCUAUCCCAACCCGCUGGUGGGUUUCGAGAACCCAGAAAAGGACCCAAAGACAGGGAAGCCGUUUUCCUUCGGUAGCAUGCCAGAACCCAAGGCUAAAUGGAAUAUCCAUGACAACCCGAUAGUUCACGACGAACCUCCACUGAGGAAGGACUGUGACUGGGCUCCAUGGAGCAAGACAUCUGCAACUAGCCGAUAUGGGAUAUUUAAGGGAGAAGAAGAUGAGAAGGAUCCCGCGAGAUACUUCAGAGGCCUUGAAGGGGUAAAUAACUGCUGGAAAUCUAACGCCAGCCUUGCAAGAGUCCACGAGAAUGGACCUGACGGCAAGCCUAGAUGGAGCACAAUGGAGCAACAUUCGAAAGACUAUACAUGGAACCCCGGAAGCCUAUCAGAUGCAGUCAAUAGCAUGUUUUCCAAGGGCUAUAACUCGAAUUGGGGACAGUUUGCUUCGACAAAGUGGAUAGCGGAAGGCAGAGGAUGUCCAAAAACAGGAUAUAUCUCUCUGGAGUAUAUCCACAACAACAUACAUAACUUGGCAGGAGGAAGUGACUAUGCUACCGGCAUGGGGCACAUGAGCGACGUGCCAGUAGCAGCGUUUGAUCCCAUCUUUUGGCUUCACCACGUACAGAUAGACCACUUGUUGGCUAUAUGGCAAUGUCUCAACCCAAAGCUCUGGUUUGACGACGAGCCAUCAUGCGAACUUACCACCGCAGGUAUGACAGCUUCCAGUGUCACCGACGACAAAGAGACGGACCCUCUUGAACCGUUUCACAGGAAAGACAACGAUCCUGAAAAAGAAGUCUGGACUGCACAGGCUUGUCGAGAUUGGACAGACCUGAACUAUCAGUAUGAUGACCUUGCGGAGGUAACUGAAAGAACGAUACGAAAGCAUGGAAGCUUCAUACCCGGGGAAUUCCAGCGAGAGCUUCGAUCGCAUAUCGACACGAUAUACCCAGGUACAGGACAUCUCAUUGAACCGAUGGCCGGGUAUAGUAUCAUUCUCAACGGAAUAGAACCACGUCAAAGUCGAACAGGGUCUUGGAAAGACUACAUCGUCAAUGUUGUGUAUGACCGAUACGCCCUGGACGGUCUGUCCUACACAAUCCAGUUUUUCAUGGGUGGACCACCAGCCAAAGACACGACGACUUUCGAAAAGCACAACUACAUCGGCCAUGUGUACUCUUUUGGUGGUAGACAGAGCACAUUCGAAGGCUCUUGUAGGAACUGCAAGAGACAAGCUGCAGCACAGGUCCUCUCAUGUGCUCAGGUCCCUCUGACGAUCCAUCUCCUUCAUCAUAUGAGAGACAACAUUCCCGAUCACUCUCUCAAGGACUUUUGUGAGAUUGAGGAGUAUCUGAGACUUCAUCUUCGGUGGAGAGUCGUCAAGUAUGGCGGUGAAGUUAUACCAGAAGAAGCAUUCAAGAACUUCUCAAAGCUCCAAAUAUCGGUAUUGCGCGGUACUGGCCGAAUCAAGGCGGGCAAUGCACAAAGUGGAGGUUCAGUGUCUUCUUUGUACAGCGACUAUGUUCCAUUGCCAGACAUCACGGAGGGGAAACCCGGUGGCUUGCUGCGCGACCAAGCCUCCGAGAACAGCGAGCCACUCAUUCCCCAGAACAAGCGCGCUGUGCAACAACUUCCGAAGCGGUUCCCCGAAGCGGAGUAA
Messenger RNA from Fusarium mangiferae, 2310 nucleotides. RefSeq lists its product as uncharacterized. Bases 1 to 2310 code for a protein of 769 amino acids. The record is from RefSeq and is a predicted model, not a curated record. Gene Ontology annotation, molecular function: oxidoreductase activity. The transcript has 6 exons. Lineage: Eukaryota; Fungi; Ascomycota; Sordariomycetes; Hypocreales; Nectriaceae.